AUGGCUACAACAACAAAUUUUAGUGCAAUGAAUGGUUCGCUGAAUAUGUCUACUCCGCCACCCCCACUUCCACCACCACCACCGCCACCCCCACCUGGCGAGUGUGAACCCCAACUCAAGAAGCUGAAGGUGGAAGGCGAUGUUCAGCUAUCGCCAUCUUCUGCACAACCAUCGCCAGAUUCAGACUUCUUACCUGGUCCAAUAUACAAUUUAGCGCAGUCAGGACCUCUUGUAGCAGGUCCUGGAGCCCGGAAUACGACGAUUCCCGGCCUGCUUGGGGCGGGGCUUCCGAAGCUGAAUCAGGAGCAGCAGGAAGCGGUGACCCGUGCCAAGAAAUAUGCCAUGGAACAAAGCAUCAAGAUGGUGCUCAUGAAACAGACGCUAGCACAUCAGCAGCUGGUUAUGGUCGUAUGUGCUUAA
Molecule: messenger RNA, 420 nt
Organism: Zootermopsis nevadensis
Lineage: Eukaryota; Metazoa; Arthropoda; Insecta; Blattodea; Termopsidae
Source: RefSeq, a predicted model, not a curated record